Molecule: messenger RNA, 2639 nt
Organism: Saprolegnia parasitica CBS 223.65
Lineage: Eukaryota; Oomycota; Saprolegniomycetes; Saprolegniales; Saprolegniaceae
Exons: 13
Coding region: 1-2622 (873 amino acids)
Molecular function (GO): protein binding
Source: RefSeq, a predicted model, not a curated record
AUGUGGCAGACACGGUGCGAGGAGGCCGAGCGGGCCAAGGCGCAGGCGCUGCGGGAGGCGGCGGCCUGGAAGAAGAAGUACAUCGCCGAGCGUGAGCGCCGGCGGGAAAUGACCAAGACGCUGGUGGUCGUGCUGCAGCAGGAGCAGAACAAGUCGUCGCAGAACGAAGCACUGGUGCGACGCUUCGCCAGCAUCCUCAGCGACCCGAACGAGACGUCGGCCAUCCUGAGCCCGACGCUGCCAUCCUUUGACUUGGAUGGCGACGACGAAGACUCGACCGACGACGAGCAAGCGUCGUCGAGCCGAGGCCGGCGUGUGUCGCCGCCACCGCUGCACCUGAUGCUAGACCAACACCCGGCGCCGCCGGCGACCGUGCCGACGCGCUCGGUGCGCUCCAGCACGAUGGACAUUGGCCACGCCCCCUUCUCGCCAUUCUCGCCUCAGCAUGAUGCGAAGGAGGAAGGCCAGGCCAUGAUGCUCAACCUCCUCUACGCACGCACGUUCCAUGCAGGGUACCGGUCGAGCUCGAAGCGGCUCCAAACGCUCGCCAAGUCGAUCACAUGUUUCCACGGCAAGCGCGACCGGAUUUUCGAGCAUUUCUUCAUCGCGGGAAUUCCGGCCUCGUCGUCGGCCAUCGAGCCCGUGCUUGAGGACGCAUCCGUGGGCUUUUGGAAGCCCGCGAUUCUCUUCCAGUACCCGCCUGCGGCGGUCUAUCCCAUGAACGACCAAGCCGUCAGCAGCUUUUGCUUCCCCGUCGGCGCACCGGCCUUUUCGUGUUCGGUCGCCGACGCCGAGAGCCUCCGCGGAUCGCUCAUUUCGCAGUGGACAAGCGACGCCGCGAGCUGUUUUCGCCAGCUCCUCGAGCCGUUCAAUGCUCAAACGUAUACGUUCCGGCUCACGGGCUCGAAAGGCGAGGCGCUCUACGGGCUCUGCGCCGCCGUGCUCAUGGACGCCGACGACCCGCCGCUCUUGCUCGAGCGUGGACACUUGGACGCGGUGGCGUCCGACUCGGACGCGGACGUCGUCGUCGGGUCGAGCAAACCACGGUCGCUGCCGCGAGAUGCGUCGUUCCACUCGCUCGCAGGCAUCUUGGCGUCGCCGCUCACGGACAAGGACGGCGCGUUCUUUGACGAAUCACCCGUCGUGCUCACGCCGCGGAGCUACUGCGUCACGAGCAAGUAUCCGUUCUACAAGCUCCACUACCACUUUCUGCGAACGCUCAUCGAAGCUGACAUGCGCAGCCGGCAAGUCGCGCGCGAGGCCCAGUCGGCGCUGCACCGGCCGACGUUUGUCGACGUGACGGUGCAUCAGUCGCUCCUCGGGUUUACGCUCAAGCGCAAAGAUGAUCUGGGCACGUCGGCCGCAGGUCUCUCGGAGAAGGACGUGCGUCUCUUGGAUGCGAUCGCGACGCCCGCCGCAAAGGCGCCCGAUGGCAGCGUGACGCUCUCGGACGACCGACGUGCAAUGGCGCCGCCACCGACAAAGGACAUGGCGCCGCGCGUGUUGUACCGCAGUCGGAGCUGGUCGGCGUCGGCCAAGAAACGCGCCUUGCCCCUCACGGCGGCGGCGAGACCGCGCCUCCAGGCCGUCGUCGACUCGGUCGAGGCGUCCAUGAACAAAGCGGGUGUCCGCGUCGGCGACAUUCUCGUUGCGAUCAACGGCUUUCCCAUUGGCGACCUUGCGUUCACCGAGUCGUUGCGGCUCCUCGACGCGGCCAAGCGUCCGCUCAAGCUCCGCUUCCAGCGCAUCGUGACCAAAGCGCCCCGACGGGCGUCGUCAAGUGCGCGUUUGGAGCGCGGUCGCGGGUCGUCGACCGUCUUGGAACUCUUGCGACGGUACCGAAGCAUGAAAGUUGGCGAGGCCGGGUCUUGGACCAGCGUUCGGCUCGGGCAUUGCGACAUCAAGUACCAGUUUCCGACCGACCGCACGGACGAGUGGACCGUUGCCGUACUGCUGACGCUCCUCUCAGCCAAGAACAUUGUGCUCAUUCUCGGGCACUUGCUCUUGGAGAAGCAAGUCGUGAUCGUUAGUGACUCGACAGCCAAGCUCGCCGCCGUAAGCGCCGCCUUUCUCGUGCUUCUCCGGCCGUUCCAGUGGCAGUCGACGUACAUUCCGGUGCUCCCGUCGAGUCUUCUGGACUUUCUGCACUCGCCCGUGCCGUACCUCGUCGGUGUUCACAACGUCUUUGCGCGGGACGAGUGGCCCGACGUGUGCUUUGUGCACCUCGAGAGUGACGACGUCGCGUCCCCGUUCGCACCGACGCCAUUUCCCACGAGCCGCGAGCUCGAGACCGUGCUUAUGGACUGCCAAGCCAAGAUGCGCGCACUGCCUGCGCGGCCGCCGCAUCCCUGGCACGAUCUCUCGGACGCUGAAAACGACGUCCUCUCGCUCGUCGUGUCCAAGACCGAAUGUCUCUUCUCGACGCUGUGCAGCAGCAUCAGUACCCUUUCACUCCUGCCCCGCGCCAACAAGUCGUCGUACGACGUCCUCCAAGAAGAGUUUGCAAAAGCCACGUCGUCCAGCGACCACCGGCACUUUUACGCGGACUUCGCCCAAACCCAGCUCUUUUGCCAGUACUGCGAAGACGCGAUGCACGACGAGGUGGACGCACCCACCAAGUAAACGCUCGACGAAUCAUG